Syngnathus acus (greater pipefish) is the source of this 980-nucleotide messenger RNA. RefSeq names its product heat shock protein b8 (gene hspb8). The coding region runs from base 111 to 728 and encodes 205 amino acids. Gene Ontology annotation, cellular component: nucleus; cytoplasm; protein folding chaperone complex. NCBI's taxonomy places the organism in Eukaryota, Metazoa, Chordata, Actinopteri, Syngnathiformes, Syngnathidae. The transcript has 4 exons. Gene Ontology annotation, molecular function: protein homodimerization activity. Gene Ontology annotation, biological process: cellular response to unfolded protein. The record is from RefSeq and is a predicted model, not a curated record.
AGCGGGGCUGGCCAUUGGCUCCUCCUUUUUGUCGGCUUCUCCGGACUUGGAUGGCGAUGCGCCCGCAAGCGCUCGACAAGUCGCCGAACUUCUCUUGACUUGCAUCGGACAUGUCGGAGGGAGACUUUUACGCCGUGGGCGGGCGCCAGAGGUUUCCGCGCGACCCUUUCGGAGACGCGAUGACCUCGCGCUUCCUGGCGGAGGACGACUUCGGCAUGCCGCCCUUCCCGGACGACCUGUCCAUGGACUGGCCAGACUGGGCCAGGCCGGGCCGGCUGGGCUCCCGCCUGGGCGGCGGUGGCGGCGGCGGCUUGCGGGCGGCCUUCCCCGAACGCCGUCGGCCCCAGUCCGGGCCGUCGCUCUUCGAGCCCUCGUCCGCCGCCGCCGCCGCCGCUGCCGCCGCGGGGGACCCGUGGAAAGUGUGCGUGAACGUGCACAGCUUCAAGUCGCACGAGCUCAACAUCAAAACUAGGGAGGGAUUCGUCGAAGUGUCAGGAAAACAUGAAGAGAAGCAGGAGGAAGGCGGCAUCGUCACCAAGAAUUUCACCAAGAAGAUCCAGAUCCCGACGGACGUGGACCCCCUAACGGUGUUCGCCUCGCUGUCGCCCGAGGGCGUGCUCAUCAUCGAAGCGCGCCAGACGCCGCCCUACUCCCUCUUCAGCGACAACGCGCCGCCUGAGGAGGACGCAGACUCGGCCCUUACGCUCCAGGAGGCGUCGGUGCACUAACGCCAAAUUGACGCACCCCGCGCGACCUUCUUCACCUUCAGCGUGGUUGCGCAAUACCGUAACGUAUCUCUUGACGCGCUGAUCAGGGGCAGCUUUUCAACCAAAACGAGAACUUAGUAUAUUUUGGUUGUCGUUUGACCGGCGCUCCACCCAAGCAGUCGGACACGUUGGCAAAUCGUCAUGAAUGCUCUCUGUUCACAUUAUAUAUAUAUAUUUUUUUUUUUCAAUAAAAGUGGAUGUAUUAAAAGUAUA